This is a messenger RNA of Perognathus longimembris pacificus (Pacific pocket mouse), 1239 nucleotides long. RefSeq names its product ring finger protein 175 (gene Rnf175). The transcript is spliced from 9 exons. Lineage: Eukaryota; Metazoa; Chordata; Mammalia; Rodentia; Heteromyidae. The record is from RefSeq and is a predicted model, not a curated record. The coding region runs from base 1 to 984 and encodes 327 amino acids. Gene Ontology annotation, molecular function: metal ion binding; ubiquitin protein ligase activity. Gene Ontology annotation, cellular component: endoplasmic reticulum membrane; Golgi membrane.
AUGGCGGCGCGGGUGGCUGCGCGCAGGGCCGCCGUGCUGGAGGCGCCCCCGCAGCCCGAGCAGAUUUCUCACACAAAGCUUUCAGCAGAUGACACAUGGAACCUGCAGCAGGAGAGGAUGUACCAGAUGCACCGAGGCCACGACUCCAUGCACGUGGAGAUGAUUCUGAUCUUCAUCUCGGCCCUGGUGGUCGCCCAGGUGGCGCUGGUGCAGUGGCGACAGAGGCACGGCCGCUCCUACAACCUGGUGACCUUGCUGCAGAUGUGGUUUGUCCCUCUGUAUUUCACCGUUAAGCUUUUCUGGUGGCGGUUUCUGUCUCUGUGGAGCAUGUUUUCUCUUGUGACCAGUUAUGUCCUCUUCAGAGCCACGCGAAAGCCUCUCUCGGGAGCAACGCCACGAUUUGUCUACAAAUGGUUUCUUCUCAUCUACAAAUUGAGCUAUGCCUUUGGUGUUGUGGGCUAUUUGGCGAUCAUGUUUACAAUGUGUGGAUUCAACUUACUUUUCAAAAUCAAAGCCAGAGAUUCCAUGGAGUUUGGCAUCGUUUCCUUGUUCUAUGGGCUCUACUACGGCAUCAUGGGGAGAGACUUCGCUGAGAUCUGCUCCGAUUUCAUGGCUUCUACUAUUGGGUUCUACAGUGUCAGCGGGAUGCCCACCCGGAGCCUGGCAGACAACAUCUGCGCCGUGUGUGGGCAGAAGAUCAUCGUGGAGCUGGAGGAAGAAGGGCUCAUCGAGAACACCUACCAGCUGCCGUGCCACCACGUCUUUCAUGAAUUCUGCAUCCGAGGCUGGUGUAUUGUUGGAAAAAAGCAGACCUGCCCAUACUGCAAAGAGAAGGUUGAUCUAAAGAGGAUGAUCAGUAACCCCUGGGAGCGCACACACUUUCUGUAUGGACAGAUCCUGGACUGGCUUCGUUACCUGGUAGCCUGGCAGCCGGUGGUGAUUGGCGUCGUUCAAGGCAUUAACUAUUCCCUAGGGCUGGAAUAGUAAGUACCACGGACGCAGUGGACUGCAGGGCAGGAAUAGUUUUAAAUCCUUGGUCUUACGUGCAGUAGGAAUAUUUCAUUCUAGAAAUAAUCUGAAGAGUUCAGAAUACUACCAACUAAAAAUAAAUAAAGGAAAAUGUAACAUUUGGUGUCACCCUAGAGCAAGUUAUCUCUGUGGAAAUAACUGAAGAGAAGCUGAACAAUGGAUUCAGCAAAUAAACGAUGCUGUUUCAUCUUUCCUCUUACAACUGCUUUC